This is a messenger RNA of Paramuricea clavata, 328 nucleotides long. NCBI's taxonomy places the organism in Eukaryota, Metazoa, Cnidaria, Anthozoa, Malacalcyonacea, Plexauridae. The record is from the annotation of a GenBank genome assembly.
AUGACCAAAAAUCUAGACCAGCAACUUACAACACUGACUAGUUCUCUGGAAAACAAAAGACAACAUAAGAUAAAUAUCCUGCUGAAACAACAAUCUAAAGAUAACAGACAAUCCAAAUUGGUUAGACCAGAGGGUUUUAAAAAUUUGUCCGCUACAACGAUAGACGCCAACUUAAGCGACAUUCUUAACAAGUGUCCUUCGUUUGUGAAUGCUGAUCCUAAACAUCUUCCUAAAACAUGUCUACAAGCAAGAGCAAACCUUCAGAUGGUAGCAGACAAACUUGAAGAUCAAGAGGUUCUUGAAAGUACAAUUAACGAAUUCAAAGGAG